Messenger RNA from Clonostachys solani, 1575 nucleotides. Lineage: Eukaryota; Fungi; Ascomycota; Sordariomycetes; Hypocreales; Bionectriaceae. The record is from the annotation of a GenBank genome assembly.
AUGACCAGUAGCACAGCUUCAAGAUCUCAUGUUGGCUAUGGAUCUGUCGAUCCGCUGCCUUUAGAUUUAUUGCAAGGAAAGGUUGAUGGUGAGCGCAAAUAUGGCUAUACGAAAGAUGGCAAGAAGAAGCGCAUUCUCUUGAAUGCGUUUGACAUGAACGGCAUUGGCCAUAUAAGUAUUGGGCAAUGGCAGAACCCUGAGGACAAGAGCUCACAGAAGAACCGUCUUCCGUACUGGAUUGAAUUAGCAAAGCUCUUGGAUAGGGGUAAAUUCAAUGCUCUGUUUCUUGCGGACAACUUUGGAUCGCAUGAUGUUUACAAGGGCAGCCACGCGCCAGCCAUCCAGUCAGGAACGCAAUGGCCGUUGUACGACCCAUUCACUGUGAUUUCAGCAAUGGCCGCAGUGACAAAGAGCCUUGCUUUUGGGAUUACAGCGUGCACAACCUUUGAGCCCCCUUUCAGCUUAGCAAAGCGCUUCUCUACUCUAGAUCAUCUCACUGAGGGGAGAGUUGCAUGGAAUAUUGUUACGUCUUGGAGUGACAACGCUGCCCGGGCGUUCGGGCUGCCGCAAUUGCCAGAACACGACACGCGUUACGAGAUUGCAGAGGAGUAUCUGAAUUUGGCCUACAAACUAUGGGAAUCCUCCUGGGAAGAUGACGCCGUUGUCAAGGACCCCUCAACCCACACCUACACCCAGCCCGCCAAAGUCCGAAAAGUUGUCCACAAAGGCAAGCAUUUCAAGUCCGAGUCGGCACACCAAGUCGACCCCAGCCCGCAGAGAACCCCCUUGCUCUUCCAAGCAGGCAUGUCCCCCGCAGGCUCCGCCUUUGCGUCCCGCCAUGCAGAGUGCGUCUUUGUCGGCGGCGCGAGCCCUGCCAUUGUCGCGCUGAAUAUCGAGAGGACCCGGGCCCAGGCUGCCGCGAACGGCCGUGACCCGUACGACAUCAAGUUCUUUGUUCAGCUCACCCCCGUGUUGGGCGCCACGGACGAGGAGGCGCAGGAGAAGUUUGAGCGCUACAGGCAGUAUGCGAUCGGUGACGGCGGCCUUUCCCUCUUUGGCGGGACGUCGGGCAUCGAUAUUAGCAAGUUUCCACCGGACGAGGAGUUUCCUACAGACCCGGAUCAUCCGCUACUCCAGGGAUUCACACCAGCUCAGCGAAACAGACUGCUUGCAAGGCCCAGAGGGUAUGAUAAGUGGACUCCCCGCAUUCUGGCUGAGUACCAGUCAAUUGGUGGAAGUGCCACGUUCAAGAUUGGGAGCGGUGCCACAGUGGCGGAUGAAAUAGAGAGAUGGGUCACCGAGGCGGAUGUGGAUGGUUUCAAUAUUGGACACAUCGUUGUCCCAGGCGCCUGGGAGGACGUUAUCAAGUAUCUUACUCCAGAACUAGAGCGUCGUGGAUGGCUUGGCACUGGCGAUUACAAUGUCCCGGGGGGCACAGCGCGUGAGAACCUGUACUCGACACCAGGACAGCCGCAUUUGCGCCAGACACAUCCUGGAUAUCAGUACAAAACUGGUGGUAAGAAAUGGGAGGAAAGCUUUGUUAGUGGAGAUGAGAGUUCCAGCGCAUAUGAGUAA